UAAAAUUCUGUCAAGAACUCAAGAGGACGUCCAUCUGUCUUUCUAAUGCUUUGUAAUAUAUAUUUUUUCUAUUUUAUAAAUUUACAAUUGGUAUAAAAUAUACAUAAAAUGGAUUGUAACAGCCGACAACUUGCUGAAGAUUAUUUCCUACGAGUACCAGUGGAUGCUCGAAUAAGGAAACACAAGGAAGAGGUAGAAGAUGAUCCUUAUCCAAAGCUCAAGGUGGAAAUGCAAACAAUUCGCCUUAAUUCCGAUUCACAGAAACUUAUUUUGGAUACUUUGAGAUAUAUACAUGGUCCUGAUUUUAAGUUAAACAGCGCUAGUCUAUAUAAGGACAAAGGGUCAAAUCUAAGUAACAGGUAUUGGAUGGAGAGAGGAAACUUAGUGGUACAAGGUGGCUGUGAUUACUCACUUAAUGCUAAACCUGACAUAAAAACCUCUGAAGCAAGGCUUCGAGACUUUGCAUUAGCAAAAUUAGAAAAUUAUUGUUUUCACAAGGCACAUUGUUCUGAAGCCUUAGAAUAUGCAGCAGAAAGUGUUGAAAAAGCACUAGAGAUUCUAUUUCAUAAAUACUUUAAUGUAAAUGAACAGGAAAAACCAGAAAAUAUACCAUCACAGUCUGAAUUAUUGGAAAUGAGGAUGGAUGAAAAGGCCGUAUUAGAAUCUAUUUAUGAUAGUAAUUUUAAAGUAAAAGAUAAUAGUAUUUGGAGUGUCAAACUUAAUAUGGAUUACUUAACGAAAGUAUACGAAAAUUCAAAUCCUGAAACAGUAAAAAGAAAAGAAGUUACAAAUCACAAUGCAAAUUUUAAAACAAAAAAGAAAGAAGCAUGUAAACUCUUUUUACGAGGAUCCUGUAGGUUUGGUGCUAAGUGUAAAUUUUUACACGAAAGUCCCGUAGAAAAUAAGAAAUCUAAUGAAAUCGAGAACAAAGAUAGUGAGAAAGUUUUUUAUGAAUUAGAAAUUAGAUUUCCCGAUGAUACUCUGUACCCUUAUGAACCCCCAUUAUUAUUUUUUAAACUCGGACAUAAAACAGAUUUGAUACCAGCACUGACGUGUUUACGUAUAACUGCAAGGUUAUAUGAGGAAGCUAAAACGUUAGCACAAGAUGGUAUACCAAGUAUAUACUCUUUAGUUGAAUUGUUAAGUAAUGAAGAUGAUAUAGUUAAUUAUAUUAAAUUUGACACUAGAAAUUUUCCUGAGCCAUCAGAUGCACUGUUUCCACAAUUAAUAGAAAAUUCGGAAGUUAAAGAGAAGGAAUUACCAUCUCAUUAUAAGAAAGGGGACGGUAGAGGUAAUAGAUCUAAUGUUAAUAUGGAGGAAGUAUUAAAGGAAAACAGUGAAAUAGCUAAACGUUUUAUGGAAAAAAGGGAAAAUAAUAGGUAUAAUAGAAUGAUGUCCGAUAGGAGAAAACUUCCAGCUUGGCAGAAGAAGCAAGAAAUAUUAGAUGCAAUGAAAAAAUCGCAAGUAAUAGUAAUAAGCGGUGAAACAGGGUGCGGUAAAAGCACACAGGUACCUCAGUACAUACUAGACGACUGGUUGAGUCGUUACAACAAGGAUGGAAGAGAGCAUGUUGAGAUUGUUUGUACACAACCGAGACGGAUAUCUGCUAUUGGCGUCGCUGAUAGAGUCUCUGAAGAGAGAGUUGAAAGAACUGGCCAAGUUGUUGGUUACCAGAUAAGGUUAGAAAGUAAGAUAUCAUCAAAAACUCGAUUGACAUUCUGCACAACUGGUAUACUUUUGCGAAGAUUAGAAUAUGAUCCUCAAUUAACAUCAGUGACGCAUAUAAUAGUUGAUGAAGUUCAUGAGAGGUCGGAAGAAAGUGAUUUCUUGUUGCUCAUUCUAAGGGAUCUUAUUAAAGUGAGAAAAGAUUUGACCGUCGUUCUUAUGAGUGCAACAUUAAAUGCUGACUUGUUCUCGAAUUACUUCAGCAAUGUCCCAGUUUUGGAAAUACCAGGUAGAACCUUUCCCGUUGAACAGUUGUUUGUAGACGAUAUUAUGGAUUUGACAAAUUACGUUUUAGAAGAAAACGGUACUUAUGCACGGAAAGUUAAAAAAGGUGAUAGGGAUAAGAGAAGUGAUUUCGAAACGGAGUUAGAAACAUGCGAUGUUCGUUCCGAAUCAACGGAACCACCAAAAACUUCGAUACGAGACGAAAACCUCUCGAUAUCACAAAUGGUAGCAAGAUACCCUAACUGCAGUAAGACGGCCUGUAAAAAUUUGUAUCUUAUGGACACAGAAAAAAUCAAUUUAGAUCUCAUAGAGCAUGCUUUGACAUACAUAGUAGAAGGUGAUCACCAGUGGCCAAGAGAGGGCGCUAUUUUAAUAUUUCUUCCCGGCAUCGGAGAAAUUAUGUCUCUGUACGAUCAACUUGUGGAAAGUCACACAUUCAGUCCGAAGACCGGUAAAUAUAUACUAGUUCCCCUCCAUUCAACGCUUUCGAGUGAGGAACAAUCGCUUGUUUUCAAGAAGCCCAGGGCUGGGGUCAGAAAAAUUGUUCUAUCGACUAACAUAGCUGAAACAUCGGUCACUAUUGACGACUGUGUGUUUGUCGUGGAUUGUGGCAGGAUGAAGGAAAAGAGAUUCGAUUCGAACCGUAAUAUGGAGUCGUUGGACCUCGUAUGGGUAUCCCGAGCAAAUGCAAAACAACGUAAAGGUAGAGCUGGGCGUGUAAUGCCGGGGGUCUGCAUACACCUAUUCACAUCUCACCGCUACCAAUACCACUUGGCAGAGCAACCGGUACCUGAAAUACACAGAGUUCCUCUGGAGCAGUUAAUACUGAAGUUAAAGAUUCUGCCGCUUUUCCAAUCUAUGAGUGUUCAUGAUGUUUUAGGGAAGACCAUCGAGCCUCCGCUAAAGGCUAACAUCGACGGAGCCCUAUCCCGCCUUCAGGAUGUGGGCGCUCUGGACCCUGGGUUCAGUCUCACUGCCCUGGGCCGUCACCUGGCCGAGUUACCAGUAGAUGUCCGUAUCGGGAAGCUAAUGUUGUUCGGAGCCAUAUUCUGCUGUGUGGACUCCGCCCUUACCAUGGCCGCCUUUCUCAGCCACAAGAGCCCCUUCCUAUCGCCCUUCGGGAAAAAGUCCGAAGCAGACGCGAAAAGAAGAGAAUUCUCUUGUUCGAACAGUGACCAGUUGACUACUUUACGAGCUUACAGGAAAUGGCAAGAAAUGCUCAAAUCGAGUUCACACGCAGCGCUGGUAUUCGCGAACGAUCACUUCUUAUCACACAAAACGUUAUCGAUGUUAGCGGAUAUCAAGCAUCAGUUACUGGGACUCUUGGCUUCUAUAGGCUUCGUACCGGAAAUGCCCGCUUUGAGGAAGAAAAUGAGAAAGGAUUCAGUCGCUGCAUUGACCGGUGAAGAGCUCAAUUCAAAUGGAAAUAAUGAUAAAUUGUUAUCAGCUAUAUUAUGUGCUGCGCUGUAUCCAAACGUCGUUAAGGUAUUAACACCGGAAAAAUCUUAUCACAUGCAAAUCGGGGGAGCCAUUCCUCGUCAACCGACGGCGGACGAACUAAAAUUCAAGACAAAAUCCGACGGCUAUGUAGCGUUACAUCCAUCUUCUGUAAACUCAACUGUGGGGUACUACGCUAGCCCGUACCUGGUUUACCAGGAGAAAGUUAAAACGUCAAGAGUUUUCAUUCGAGAAUGUUCUAUGGUACCCAAGUUACCUUUGGUACUGUUUUCCGGAUGUACGUUGGGUAUCGAACUACAUAAUGGUACUUUCAUAGUAUCGUUAGAAGACGGUUGGAUCAUGUUCCAAGUUGAAAAACAUGAAGUUGCAGAAAUGUUGAAGACUAUACGAGUAGAACUAAUCAAUCUUCUAGAAGAGAAGAUCAACGACCCCUCGUUAAACUUACUUCACUAUGAAAAGGGGAAUAGAAUAAUUAAGACCAUUGUUCAAAUUAUAACUAAAGAUUAAAUUAAUUGUAUGUGAAUGUUGUCUAUCACGAUUGUAUGAUAUCUGUUAUUUAUUUAAUAAUAAAAACUAAAUAAAAUAAUAAACUAUUGAUUGAUAUUAA
This is a messenger RNA of Melitaea cinxia (Glanville fritillary), 4015 nucleotides long. Its product is annotated as putative ATP-dependent RNA helicase DHX57. The transcript has 18 exons. Gene Ontology annotation, molecular function: protein binding; RNA binding; metal ion binding. The record is from RefSeq and is a predicted model, not a curated record. Gene Ontology annotation, cellular component: intracellular anatomical structure. Bases 109 to 3915 code for a protein of 1268 amino acids. NCBI's taxonomy places the organism in Eukaryota, Metazoa, Arthropoda, Insecta, Lepidoptera, Nymphalidae.